AUGCCUAUUCCUGAGUCUGAAUACGUGAGCUCCGUCUGGAAGGACGGCAUCUUCAAGGAUCGCGUUGUGUUUGUCACUGGCGGAGCAGGCACCAUUUGCAGUGCUCAGACGAGAGCUCUUGUCCGGCUGGGCGCGAACGCCUGCAUCAUCGGCAGGAACGUGGAGAAGACGGAGACUGUCGCCAAGGACAUCGCGACUGCCCGCUCAGGUGCAAAGGUCAUUGGUAUUGGGGCAUGCGAUGUCAGGAACCCCAAGAGCUUGCAAGAUGCAGCCGAUCGCUGUGUCAAAGAACUGGGUGCCAUUGAUUUCGUCAUUGCUGGAGCCGCGGGAAACUUCGUUGCUCCCAUCUCUGGCAUGAGCUCCAACGCUUUCAAAGCAGUCAUGGAUAUUGAUGUCCUGGGCACCUUCAACACGAUCAAGGCCACCGUGCCGUAUCUGGUCGAGUCAGCCAAGAGGAAUCCCAAUCCGAGCACGAAUGGCUUGACCGGCGGAAGGAUCAUGUUCGUGUCGGCGACGUUCCACUACACCGGCAUGCCUCUCCAGGCCCACGUGUCUGCGGCGAAAGCUGCUGUCGAUUCGCUCAUGGCCUCGGUGGCGCUUGAAUACGGUCCCUACGGCAUCACAAGCAACGUGGUGGCUCCUGGCCCGAUCAAAGAUACGGAAGGGAUGCAGCGACUGUCGAGCAGCUCAGUCGACAUGAAGGCUGCGGAGGCUGCCAUUCCCCUCGGUAGAUGGGGUCUAGUCAGGGACAUUGCUGAUUCGACCGUCUACUUGUUCAGUGACGCAGGAAGUCUCGUCAAUGGUCAGGUCAUCCCCGUCGACGGUGGUGCAUGGAGGCGGUCUGGAAGCACGGCAGUCGGCCUCGACGACCAUGUGAAGUACCCUGACUUCAUCCUGUCAGGUUCUUUCUCCAAGAAUGUCAAGAGUGGGCGUAAGGGGGAGGCCAAGCUUUGA
This is a messenger RNA of Verticillium alfalfae VaMs.102, 954 nucleotides long. RefSeq names its product peroxisomal 2,4-dienoyl-CoA reductase SPS19. Gene Ontology annotation, molecular function: 2,4-dienoyl-CoA reductase (NADPH) activity. The record is from RefSeq and is a predicted model, not a curated record. Bases 1 to 954 code for a protein of 317 amino acids. The transcript is spliced from 4 exons. Gene Ontology annotation, biological process: fatty acid catabolic process. Lineage: Eukaryota; Fungi; Ascomycota; Sordariomycetes; Glomerellales; Plectosphaerellaceae.